UUGGAAGACCGAGGAGUAGGACCUUCGUCGUCUCUUGGACAGUGGCUCGCGGUCGGUCUUCGCGUGUACAGUGUGAAGUGUAAGAUGAACAUGUUUAGUAGUUUCGCGUUGUACUGUGUUCUGUUGUUGUGUUAUAGCUCCGGGCGCUGCGUUAACGGUACAGCGGAUUCGAAAAGCCGGGACGGUGGCCAACAAACGGUGCGCAAUGGCACGGUGGCGGCGGAGACACCACCAUUGUCGGCCGCCGAACGCGUCCGACGGUUGAUCCCAUACGUGACUUAUUACAUGGUGGGCACCAGCGACGACAACGACCUCGCUCAAUUCCGCCAACAACAAAACCGAAACCCAUCGUCGACCACGGUUAGACCUCCUCUGCAGCAAGUGACGGCCGACCCCGAUUAUUUCGGCCAAAGCAACUACGACGCCGUCGCCGGCGCUGGCCAACCGCACGCCGACAGCCCGCCAAAACAACAUUACCAUUACCAACAACAACAACAACAACAACAGCAACAGCAACAACAACAACAAGGACAGUACUACCGUCAGUAUCCCGAUUACGCAUACCGGCCUCCGCCCCAGCACUUGACACCGUCAGAGUACUUGAGGUUUCCCAGUUCGCAGAAAACCCGUCGGCCCAUCGUCAUCGCCACAUCACCCGCCCCGUUGUAUGAAGUGGACACCGAACAACAGUCCUACGUUUACACGGCUCGCCCUCAACCGCAGUACACCAGUCCUAGUCCCCGUCCCAGUGCGGUGCCGCACUACGAGUACGGCGGCUUCUUGCCGACCGCGCCGCCUCCCGAACACCACCAACAAGUGGUUUACUACACCACCACGGCCAAAACGAAGAAACUCAAGCCUAAAAACAAAAGACCUACCACUACACCAACCACCACCACCAGGUUGCCGGCACUGACUUUACCGGCCUUGCCGCCUCCACCCCAGCCGCCACCUCCGGUCGUGAGCACAGACAAGUACGGGGCCCUCAACGAUCUGCUGGAAGGCUACGACCUGAGCGGACGGUUGUCCAAUAAGAUCACGGCUGACAACAUAGACUCUAACAUUCAGACCCUGUCGGCAGUACUGCAGAUCCUGCAAAAGGAGGCCGAACAACCGCAGUACAUCCCGAAAGUGCCCAAACUGAAAACCACCACGUACAAGCCGUACCAUCAGCCCCAUGACGACUACGACGACACGGGAGACGUGGGCAACCCUGGUAGACCCGGCGUGGAUUAUCCCAUACUUUCUGUCAUACCCAAAACCAACUUCGACUGCAAGACCCAGAGAUACAAAGGAUUCUUUGGCGAUCCCGACACCCAUUGCCAGGUGUGGCAUUACUGCGAUUUGAACGGCGGCCAAGCAUCGUUCCUGUGUCCAAACGGUACCAUAUUCAACCAAGUGACGCUGACCUGCGACUGGUGGUUCAACGUCAAGUGCGACACGACCGCACAGCUGUACGUGCUCAACGAGCGCCUGUACAAGUACAUCAUCCCGUCCAAGCCCAGUUUCCCGGAGGACUUCGAAGGACCUCUGGUGGACAGAUACUUGGAGGAACAGUUCCGGGAAACGGAAAAUAAGAGAACCCCGCAGAAAGAGAACGCUUCGGAAAUGAUGAUGAUGAAUACGGUGAUGAUGCUGACCACUAACACGACCACUGUCGAGCCGGACACGGUCAGGACGCCCUACCAGCAAUUGCUCGACGUCGACACAAAACGCUAGCACAUAUUGACAUGUGUACAUAUGUCUAUUUUUUAUCUAAAAGCGAGAUUACUUUAAAAACAUGAAAAUGUCAAAAAACCUAAGUCGGUUUUUGGAAAAAGCGUUAAGCCCGACCAACAAAAAUCGCCUCUCCUUCUUUAUUUAUUUUUAUCGAAAUCACCACACGCAUUUUUAAUAUCCAGAAUGUGUCAAUUGACGAACAUAAUGCAUUACAUGAAUAUGUUGUCAAACUCUCUAUUCAGCCAAAGUGCCAUUAAUACUGUGUGUAUUUGCAUCGACAAUAGUAGUAAUAGUUAACAGAACAAUGUUUGUAUAAACAUUUAUAUUGUUCAAGAGCUCAAUACAGAAUGUGCUCAAAUAUGAUAAAACUAUUUAUCAUAAUGCGCUCGACGUGCGCGUUUCGAAUUCAUAUUUAAACUGAUAUAUUAUUAUUAUAUAAAUAUUAUUAUUAUUAUUACUUAUGUACUCGUUGAGAAUAGUUACGCACGAUAAACGUUUAUUUUAUUAGAAAAUUGAAAAAGUAUAAUCAAAUAGGAUUAUAAAAUAAGCAAAAUGUUUCUUUCGUGCCAAAGCCCAAAACUAUAAAUUUACAAUAUAUAACAUAAUAUAAGCUAUAAGUGAUAAGUAAUUGAUAUACUCAAAUUAAAUAUAAUUAUACUUUAAUUAAAAUGAAGCUUUUAAAAUUAAGUUAGGGUCGUGCAAUAG
Adelges cooleyi (spruce gall adelgid) is the source of this 2424-nucleotide messenger RNA. Its product is annotated as dual specificity protein kinase splA-like. Lineage: Eukaryota; Metazoa; Arthropoda; Insecta; Hemiptera; Adelgidae. The record is from RefSeq and is a predicted model, not a curated record. Gene Ontology annotation, cellular component: extracellular region. Gene Ontology annotation, molecular function: chitin binding. The transcript is spliced from 3 exons. Bases 85 to 1719 code for a protein of 544 amino acids.